Messenger RNA from Xyrauchen texanus (razorback sucker), 2634 nucleotides. Its product is annotated as inhibitor of growth protein 4-like. The transcript has 8 exons. Gene Ontology annotation, biological process: positive regulation of apoptotic process; regulation of DNA-templated transcription. The record is from RefSeq and is a predicted model, not a curated record. NCBI's taxonomy places the organism in Eukaryota, Metazoa, Chordata, Actinopteri, Cypriniformes, Catostomidae. Bases 23 to 793 code for a protein of 256 amino acids. Gene Ontology annotation, cellular component: nucleus.
CCCGUUGUUUGUGUUUGUCAAGAUGGCGGCUGGAAUGUAUCUAGAGCACUAUCUGGACAGCAUAGAGAAUCUUCCCUUUGAACUGCAGAGGAACUUUCAACUGAUGCGAGAUCUGGACCAGAGGACAGAGGAUCUGAAAGGGCAGAUUGAUUCUCUGGCUCGUGAAUACACAGCUAAUGCGAGGACAUUGUCCUCCGAACAGAAGCUCUCCAUGUUAAGACAGAUCCAGCAGUCUUAUGGGAAGUGUAAAGAGUUUGGAGAUGACAAGGUCCAACUCGCAAUGCAAACUUAUGAGAUGGUGGAUAAGCAUAUUCGGAGGUUGGAUACAGACCUGGCUCGCUUCGAGGCCGACCUCAAGGAGAAACAGAUAGAGAGUACCGAUUACGACUCGACCUCCAGUAAGGGUAACAAGAGUGACCAGCGAGGACCCAAGAAGAAGGAAGUAGCUCGCACCAGGUCAAAGGUCAAGAAUUCCGACGAUGACAGCAGCACCAAGAGCGGACAGAAGAAGGUCAAAGUCACACAAGGAUUCCUUUCACCUUCUAGUUCUGAGUUUUCUUCCCCGGCUGUGAACUUUGGAAACGUGCACCCCUCGGAUGUGCUGGACAUGCCAGUGGAUCCCAAUGAACCCACCUAUUGCCUCUGCCACCAGGUCUCAUAUGGGGAGAUGAUUGGCUGUGACAAUACAGAUUGCUCCAUUGAGUGGUUCCACUUUGCCUGUGUGGGACUGACCACCAAGCCCAGGGGGAAAUGGUACUGCCCAAGAUGUUCACAGGAGCGAAAGAAAAAAUGAACAUGCAAUUUAGGAGAGGGGGAAGCAAGCAUGGGUUAAACAUGAUUUACAGGCCCUACAUAGACACUAAUAUAGAUCCACUCUCUGCUUAAUCUGGUGCUUGUCCUCCUUUCCAUCUUCACAUCCCUCUCAUAGUCUGAUCAAAAAGAAGGGAUGACAGGUGAAGAUGGAGAAGGUGUAGUUACAAUAGUAGCUUAAUUUAUGUGUUUAGUAAUGAAGAUUACUUUUGUUAUUGAGUAUUUUUUGUUGUUGUUUUUAUUCUGCAUUUUUAUUUUCUUAUAUUUUUAGAUUGUUUAUUUGGAUGUUUGUUUUUUUUACUUACAAAUGCAUUAUUAUAAGUCCGCACAUGAGCUCAGCUGUCAAAUCAAACAGGGUGUAUAUCAGGAUAUUUUCACUCUUACAGUUCUGAUUUACUGUUGUAAUUCCAGGUGGAUAUUUGCAAACAAUAUUCUUCUCAGAAGACAAUCUGUGACAGUUUCCUAUUAAUCUCAGUUUUUGCAUUAACAAGAUAAAAAACAGGUCUCAUUUCAACAGAUUUAUAAAGCCUCCCCCAACUCAAUCCCUUACUUAUUUAUCCCUUAAUUAUAUUUACUUUAAAAAAAAUUAAAAAAGUGUGCUACAUCAAUGUACCUCAACAGACUUGACACAGGCAUUUUUAUUUGACAAACCAGCAUGAACAGGACAUAACUGCUCACUAGGAAACGCUGAUCUGAAACCGCAUUUAACUUUUACACAGUAUACAGCCUUUCUAGUUCCACUACCUUUGACUUAUGCACGUUCAAAAAUCCUGUAGAGAAACAAUGCACUUGAAGACCACCUCUUCCACUUCAGGUUCAUUCCACAACUGUAGUUUUUGAUGCAAAAUGUUUUGGUGCUUAUUGCCACACUAUUUUAAUCGUAUUGAAUCGGUCGCAUUCCAGACUGAUCUGAUAGACUGUUGAAAAGGAUUAAACAGCAUUUACAUCAGUUGACAUAAUCAAACUGACGCCUAGUCAUCAAUGCAUUUGGCGCUUUUUAUUGUAACCUUUAAACUAAAUUUGAGUAUUGCUAUGUGUUUUUUGGUGCUUUUGAAUAUAUUAACAGUAAUGUGUUUGACAUGGUUACAUGUGUGAAAUGAACAGUAACACUUGUGUUGACAUUGUUAAAGCAGUAUGUGACAUUUUGAUAGACGUCAGAAUCAAAUAUGUUGAUAUCAACCUGUAUAUAAAGGUGCACAAAGUAAUUUUACUCCUAAAUAAAUUAAUUUUAAUUCUAAGAUGUGUAUAAAAUCAUGACCAUUCACAUAAGAUGAAGAUUUCUGUCAUAACAGAAACCUUAUAAAAGCAGUUUUUUUCUAGAUGGAAAGGAUCACCUUAUGGGGCUGUCAUGUUAGAAACCGGACCAGUCGAAUACUACUCGCUGAAUCUCAGUAACCGCCCUGUUACUGGACACUUUGACUCUUGAUUAAAUUUAUCAUGGCUGGCUGAAUACUGAGUUUCUACAAUGGCAUCUGCAACUUAAAACUAUUGAUUUUGCAUGUAUGCCGCUAUGUAUCAUUUGAAAGUUGAAGAUGACAAAAAAGUUACUUAGUGCACCUUUAAGAUUCAGUUACAUUAAUAAAAUGAAAUUACAGGUAAGUCAGACAACGCUGUUUCAAAACUUGGUGCUACGCAGUGCUUGUUACCAGUUAGUUUUAAAUGAUUAUAUUGUCUAGUCUAUGAUGAAGGGUUUAUGUUAAAUCUUCUUUGCUUUUGUCAUGUUACAUUGUGAUUUGAUUGUUACAGAUAAUUUAGAAUACUGUACUAAUGUCAGAUAUUGGGUUUGGUGUCUUCCAUGCUAAAUGAACAAAGCCUGACGUCUAA